Leptopilina boulardi is the source of this 2395-nucleotide messenger RNA. RefSeq lists its product as uncharacterized. The transcript is spliced from 2 exons. NCBI's taxonomy places the organism in Eukaryota, Metazoa, Arthropoda, Insecta, Hymenoptera, Figitidae. The coding region runs from base 64 to 2238 and encodes 724 amino acids. The record is from RefSeq and is a predicted model, not a curated record.
CUGAACGUUAUUAGAGGAAUUUUUUUUUAAUUCACCAACUUUUAAAUUAUAAACUCACAUAAAAUGUUAAUAUUAACAAUUUUGAAUUUGUUAUUUUAUUUUUGUGUUUCUAACGCACACGUUUCAUGGAACGAAGAGGAAAUUGAAAGGACUGUGAAGCCAAGUGUUAGAAAAUUUGAAGAUUCGUGGAGAAAUAACAUAUACAAAGGACCAUUUUUUCACUACAAAAAACACUUUGGAAUAAUAAUUAAAAAAGAUACAACUUUUACUCUAACAAUAGAAACUUCAAAAAUUAUUCAAAAUUUAGAAUUUUCCUGCCCUACUGAAAUAUCAGAAAAAUUUAUAAUAGUAGGUUUUGGUGAAAAGGGAAAUAGUACAGAAAAAUUUACAACAAAAGUUGAUUGCGUUCCAUUAUUAACUGUUUCAUACAAUGUACCAGUGAUGGUAAAAAUUAAAACUAAAAAUUGGAAAAUUUUACCUAUUUUUGAUUCGAGAAAUUUAACUUUACUCACCUCACAAGAACCUGAACAAGAAUUUUACAAAAAUGUUGAAACUUAUGGUUUUGUUGAAAAUUAUUACACACAAAUGUUAUUAUCAGCAAACGAUAUUAAAACAAUUUUAUCCCAAAAAUUAAAUUUAUUUAUUGCAUUGCAAAAUCAAGUGGAUUUAAUAAAAUACUACAAUUAUUUAACAGGCGCCAGUCGAUAUGUAAAUAAAAAUGAUUCAUUAUCAUAUCAUUUAGUAAACAAGCAACGAUUUUUCCUUCGGACAGAAAAAAAAAAUGAGGCAUAUGCAUAUUCAGGCAGUCCUUGGUUAAAAUUUACUGGUGGAUUCGACGAUGUUUUAAUACCAACUCGAGCUAAAGAGUGGGUUUUAUUACACGAAGUUGCUCAUCAAUAUGACAUAUCAGGUGUGACUGAUGGUUUUGGAAAUACUAUUGAUGUAUGGACAAAUGUUUUUUGUGCCUUAUAUCAAAAUAAAUUUAAUUUGAAACAUUAUUGGCUUUCAUUUUCAGAAUCAGACAAAAAUGAAUUUAUAUCAUUGUAUCAUAACAAAGGUACUUCUACAAACUGGAAUCAUAGACAAAAACUACAUCUUUUAAUGAAUUUAUUUGCCUACGAUGGUACUGAUAAAGCAUUUAGAGAAUUUAAUAUUCGUUACUAUUCGAAGAAACAUGUCAACAAAUAUGUUAUAAUUUCAUUAAUUUUAGAAGUAUUUUUCGAUCUCUACGAAAUAAAUUUAUUGCCAUUUGUGAAGAAAUUUAUUAAUUUUAAUACAAAUGGUCAUCUAGUAAGUCAACAUUUAGAAAUACGACUUUUGAAUGGACAUCCUGUAAUGCCUGCUAUUGAUUUUAAUUUAAAGCCAAUAGAAUUAUCAGCCAGAAGUAGAGAAAAAGAUUGGCGGCAAUCUUUACCUUUAACAUUGAUGCCAAAAAUGAAGAAAAAAUAUGUCGAUGUUACUUUUACCAUUGAAUCACCAAUUGAUCCAAGAAAUUUUUGUCUUUAUUUGAAUAACAAUUGUCACAAUAUUACUGGAAAACUAAUGAAUAUUAAAUUACAGUCUGAUGUUUAUUCUAUUUUUAUAGCGAUAGAAAAAAAUGGAAAUCUUUAUAUUAAUGAUGUAAACUAUCACAUUAUUUCUCAAGAAACAAAAAUUCAUUUGAUAAUUAAUGAAAUUACACAAAAUAGUGUAUUUUUACCAUUAGUGCAUUAUGAAUUUCAUGCCCUAGGUAUUGGUGACUGGCGUUUUUUAAACAUAUUUAUAAACUUUAAAACAAUGACAAUAGAAAUACAACAAUUUGUUGGCGUAAUUCAUCAAUAUUUUCCAAAGGAAUUAUAUUUUUCGAUAAGUUUAGAACGAAAUGAUUCUAUAAUUUUUAAUUACAAUUUUUUUGGCAUCCAGGAGAAUGAACAGCUUAUAAAUGUAAGACAUAAAUUGAAAGUUAAUGAUAAAAUUCAUAUGUUCCAUGCAGAAUCACCAAUUCGUCUGCUGUUUAAUUCGAAGAAAUAUAAUGAAUUAAAAAAAAAUACUUUUGUCAUUACAAAAGUAGGUUUAAAAGAUGUUCAUGACAAUGAUUUUAAACUAAUUUCUUCGGAUAUUAAAAGAAUUGAUGAAUUUAAUUCAAAAUACAAUAUGGACUUAGCCAAUAAUACUUUGCAUCAUAUUUUAUUUAAAUAUUAUAUUAAUAAAUUGCGUUUUAAUGGCUUGGAAAAAUAUAUUCCUAAUUCUUGGGUUUAAUGGUGGAUUUAGAAAAAUUUGCUUUAAAGGAGAAAUAUUUCUUAGAAGCGACAUUCGUUGAUUUUUAAGACUUUGUAGCUACGUUUAAAUAAAAAAAAUUUGUCGAUGAAAAUAUUGUUUUAUUAAAUAUCAAUGUAAUAAUAAUAAUAUGUAUUAA